Molecule: messenger RNA, 1628 nt
Organism: Lates calcarifer (barramundi perch)
Lineage: Eukaryota; Metazoa; Chordata; Actinopteri; Centropomidae
Gene: sult3st1
Product: sulfotransferase family 3, cytosolic sulfotransferase 1
Exons: 7
Coding region: 279-1130 (283 amino acids)
Biological process (GO): sulfation
Cellular component (GO): cytoplasm
Molecular function (GO): sulfotransferase activity
Source: RefSeq, a predicted model, not a curated record
CGGUUUAGCUUAUGUUACCAUGGAGAUGGGGCUGGGAUCCGACGUCUCUGUUCUGCGACAAGCAUAGUUUGUAACAUAGUUUGUAGCUUCUCAGUGAGUUCUUAUACGUGUUUACAAGGUAGAUUUAAGGUGGAGACCCCUGGCCCUGAUGAGGAUCAGAGGGCUUUGUUGCAGACUAAGCAAACUCCCUGAUGGCAGGGGCCUCCCCCACCAGAACGAACCCACUACAGCUGGUACCUCAGCUGGCAGUCAGUAUCUCAGUGUGAUUCAGCAGUAACAUGGAGCAGAUCACCGAGUACUUCUUUAGGUACAAAAACUUCAACUUUGCCGCUGGUCUCACCACUUCAGAGUACAUCGAUUCGCUGCAGAACUUUGAAAUCAGAGACAGCGACAUAUUCCUCGUCACUUACCUAAAGUCAGGCACUAUAUGGACUCAGCAGAUACUCAUCUCCAUCUGUGAGUUAAGUGGAGGUCUGAAUGAAUAUCCAAACAACAUGGAGCAGAUGCCAUGGCUGGAGUACAGGGAGGAUCGACCAGACUACUCUCUGAGACCCUCUCCACGGCUCUUCACCUCUCACCUCACCCCGGCUUUCAUGCCUCUAGGGCUGAAGGACAAGAGGGCAAAGAUCGUCUAUGUGAUGCGGAAUCCAAAGGACAACAUCGUCUCUUAUUACCACUUCAGCAGCGUCUGCAGCGUCAUGGAGACUCCCAAGAGCUUUGAGAACUUCCUGGAGCAGUAUUUGGCAGGAAACGUUGGAGGAUCGUCCUGGUUUGACCACAUCAGAGAGUGGCAUUCAAUGAGAGACCAGUACAACAUCCUCUUCCUGACUUACGAGGACAUGAUUUUGGACCUGAAAGGAGCUAUAACUAAGAUCUGCAGGUUCUUGGGGAAAAACCUCAGUGAAGCAGCCAUUGAUCAUGUGAUGGAAAAAUCUACGUUUGCGAACAUGAAGAAUGACGCCAAAGCCAACUAUGAGUUUGUGCCAAAAGACAAGAUCAGUGGAAACUUCAUGCGCAAAGGUCAGAUCGGCGACUGGAAGAACAUCUUUACUGCUGCUCAGAGCCAAAGAGUCGAUCAGCUGCUUCAGGAGAAACUCGGCGAUCUGUCUCUGAAGUUCAUCUGGGAGUAAGCAGAGAAGCCACAGCAGCCUUUAAAGGUGCUAUAUGUGAGUUUUUACUACGUAGCUAACGUUAGCAUUAACAACUGCAACUUCAUUCCUUUACUCAGCAAGAGCUGUUUCCAGUGAUGGAGAGCAACACCUAUGCUAACUUGUUUCCUAUUUUUAUCACUUCUUUUCUACUACUGAAGUUAGCAUACUAACAAGCCAGCCCAUCUUGUAGCGAGAAAAAGAACAACUGUGGCUCUGUGGUGUUAACAAGGAAGUAAAACUGAGGUUUAAAAAAAUUGCAAACAUGGCUGAAUGAAACAGCUGCUUAUGCUAACAGUUGCUAUGUAGCAAUAGCAAAAACACACAUAUAGCUCCAUUAAGAUGUUUAUGGUCUCAUUCCUAGAAAACUAACAUCACUAAACUCUUUAAGACAGUGUAUGCAGCAGCUAAUGAAUGAAGGUUACCCCUUAAAAUGAUUUCUGUAUGAUUGGACAAUGAAAUAAAACACCAGUAAAAGCA